Molecule: messenger RNA, 793 nt
Organism: Hyla sarda
Lineage: Eukaryota; Metazoa; Chordata; Amphibia; Anura; Hylidae
Gene: PPDPF
Product: pancreatic progenitor cell differentiation and proliferation factor
Exons: 5
Coding region: 186-521 (111 amino acids)
Biological process (GO): multicellular organism development; cell differentiation
Source: RefSeq, a predicted model, not a curated record
GCUCCACGUAUGCCUGGGCAACAUAACUUCAGUGAUCAAAUCUCUGGUCGUGGAGACAAGUCCCAGCUUCUCCUUCUCAAAUGGGCCCCGUCGCCUAGCGUCUAACCCCCAGAGCCAGGCUCCUGAGGACGUAUACGGUCGGAAUACAGGGUUUACAUCAUCUUAAGUCAAUCAAGGUUUGAAACAUGGCAGCCAUUCCAUCCAGUGGGUCACUCGUUGCAACACACGACUACUAUCGUAGACGACUGGGAUCUACCUCCAGUAAUAGCUCAUGUGGAAGCGUGGACUAUUCUGGGGAGGUCAUUCCUCACCACCCAGGUCUUCCAAAGUCCGAUCCUGGUCACUGGUGGGCCAGCUUCUUCUUUGGUAAACCGUCUUAUCCCGUCAUGACCACUGUUUCGGAAUCCCCUGAGAACUCAGGAAGCUUUCGCGUGACCAAUGGCCUUUUCCCCUGCGGCCUGGCUCAGGAGCCGGUGAGGAAGAACAAUGUCAGUGAGUCCAAGACUGACUCCAGCACCUAAGCCCCUCCAUGCAUUCCCCUCCUCACCGGGAAGACGCUGGGUGGCGGAGCCCAAUCCCCCUCCCCACCCCUUACCAAUAGGCUGCCCUUUCCAUAGCUUCAGUCACCAGUCCUGUUUUUUGUUUUUAAUGUCAACAUUUUUUUAAAGAAAUAAGCUGUUUUUAUUACAUUGGUAACACUGAAACAUUCUUAAUUGUUUGGUUCCCUGCCUUAACAUGUUAUGUUUUUUUUAUUUGUACUUCUGUAAUAAAGAUGGGCAGCCUUUAAAGCAAA